UCUAAGGUUCCUAAGGGGACAUGGGCUAAGAAAAGGAAACAAAAAAUUAGCUGAGUGUGAACCCUUUUUCAAAGGAGUAAAAAGAAGUAUCAUUGAAUUUACUCCUCUCCACCAACUUUGUAUGCGAACUUUUAUUUAUUUAUUGGGGAGUUGAGUGAUGGAUAAGAGAAUUCCAGGGAUCCCACAUAUGAUAGAAGGAAGUUGAAAGAUAGAACCAUAACGUCAAGUCGUCAAAGAGGGAAAAUAACAUCCUUGGCCAUCCCCUCGUUUCUUCGUUUCCUUUUCCUGAAACCAGCUUUCCCCCUUUAAGCAUAUUUUUCUUUUUAUAUUUUUAUUUUAAAAUCACACUAUCCCAAUAUUCGAUUCUCUCUCAACUCCCCCAUUCAUCAGCAUCGUCUUCUUCUUCUUUCAUCUUAUUUUUACUACUCAUCAGCUGAAUGCAUCACCAAUCCAUAGCCUUAAAAUCCCCCCAAUACCCUUUCCCGCCCCUCCUCCAUCCUCCCAACCCUAUCCCUUCUCGCCUCGUAUUCGCCCCCAUUUCCUUUCCCCUCCAUCCCAACACCACCAUCAACUCUCCUCGCUCUGUCUUCUGCUGCCGAAAUUUCCAUAUGCCAGUUCCCAAUCACCCCCCUCGCUCUCCCCCCUCCUCCAACGCCACGAAACCCUACGCCGUCAAAACUGUCGAUGUCGCCACUCUCGGCAACCUCUGCGUCGAUAUUGUCCUCAAUGUUCCUCAACUACCCCCGCCUUCCCCAGACGCUCGCAAAGCGUUCAUGGAACAGUUAUCCCGUUCUCCUCCUGAUAAGCGAUAUUGGGAGGCUGGUGGGAACUGUAACAUGGCUAUAGCAGCUUCAAGGCUGGGACUUAACUGUAUAACAAUAGGUCAUGUUGGUAAUGAAAUUUAUGGGAAUUUUCUUCUAGAUGUGCUUCAUGAUGAAGGAAUUGGUAUGGUUGGAAUGUGUGACGAAACUGAUCGUGUUAACAGUCCUAUUGCUUCUUAUGAUACCCUCUUGUGCUGGGUGCUUGUUGACCCUUUACAAAAACAUGGCUUUUGCAGUCGGGCAGAUUUUAGUAAGGAGCCUGCGUUUAGCUGGAUGAGUACACUUUCCGAAGAAGUAAAGAGAGCAAUUAAGCAAUCGAGGAUCCUGUUUUGUAAUGGUUAUGACUUUGAUGAGUUUUCUCCUGGUAUGUUAAUCUCAGCUGUGGACUAUGCGGUUGAAGUUGGCACAUCAGUGUUUUUUGAUCCAGGGCCACGGGGGAAGAGUCUUUUACGUGGGACUGUGGAAGUGCAAAAAACACUCAGGCAUUUCUUGAGGAUGACUGAUGUCCUUCUUCUAACAUCUGAUGAGGCCGAAUCAUUGACGGGCAUAGCAAACCCAAUACUAGCAGGGGAGGAGUUGCUGAGGCAAGGAGUCCACACUAAAUGGGUGGUGGUAAAGAUGGGCCCUAAGGGUUCAAUUCUGAUAACCAUGUCAAGUAUUACUUGUGUGCCUGCAUUUAAGGUUAAAGUCAUGGACACUGUCGGGUGUGGAGAUAGUUUUGUUGCUGCUAUUGCAUUUGGUUUUAUACAUAAUAUACCCUUGGUUACUACAUUAGCGUUUGCAAAUGCUGUGGGUGCUGCUACUGCUAUGGGUUGUGGCGCUGGCAGGAAUGUAGCAACAUUGAAGCAAAUAGUAGAACUCAUGGAAGCACCUGACCUCAAUGAGGAUGAUGAAUAUUGGAAUGAGCUACUUAGUGAACAUUUGGACUCACAAGAAGUUACUGUUCUCUCAAAAAAGGUUUUAAAUGGAAGCAAUGGCAGGAUGAACCAAGUUCCAUUGCAAAGGGUGGUUUCUGAAUUGCUGCCUAAGCUUAAAUCUAGUCAAUUAGAGGGAAAACUUUCAUGUUGAUGCAUUGCAACAGAAAGUAGUUUCUCAGCAACGGUACAUGUUACAUAGCAAUUCCUUGUAUGGAUUCUCUGGCAAUACAGAACAAGUUUUAUGAGUUAAAUCAUCUCAAUGGAUUGAGAUCAGGAUGAAGUAGUUACUAGAAGAAGAUCCUCAGGUGAGAAAUAAUGCCAUUGCAUAAUUUGUGGUUAUGAGCAUUUUUAGCGAUACCUUGAUAGAUUUAUUUGUGCAAAGCUGAGAGCAGCUUUCACGUUCUUAUGUAAAGAUGUUUCCCCCCUUUUUUUGUAUCUUUUCAUGUUCGAAAUAAUUGCUUCUAAAA
Theobroma umbraticum is the source of this 2205-nucleotide messenger RNA. RefSeq names its product pfkB-like carbohydrate kinase family protein. The record is from RefSeq and is a predicted model, not a curated record. NCBI's taxonomy places the organism in Eukaryota, Viridiplantae, Streptophyta, Magnoliopsida, Malvales, Malvaceae.